UCCAUGGAGAAGGAGAAUCUGAUGGAGGAGGAGGAACAGAAGCGGUGGGAGGAGGAGGAGAAGGAGUUCAGGAGCUCCUGGGACUGUGCACGAGAGGUGCCCGUCAUUCAGGAUGAACAGAAACUGAGGAAGUCAGUGAGAUGUGUUCAAGUGCUGGUCACAGGACUCACCGGCAUCCUCAUGUUUGGACUGGCCUUUUUAAGCAAGACCUCGUUCCUGCUGCUGAUAACAAUAGCCAGUCCAGAUGCAGUCACCAUCUCAACAAAGCCCUACGCUCUACUCUUCAUUGGCGUGCUUCUGACGGCACCCAGCCUGUUAACCAUCUGCAAGGGCAUUUGGAAAAUCUCCUUCAAAGACUCCAAAACUCCAUCUAGAAAAACAUUGCUAUGGGUUAUCUCGGUCGACAUAUUUGUGGCAUCAGGCGCUGCGGUGCUUGCUCUGGUUGCGAUGCCCCAUUUUGACAUCCUAACAAACGUGAUGAUACUGAACAGCAUUGGCAUACUGUCAGCCAUCUUCCAAGCGAUCGUCCACUCAAAAAUGAGGGGUAGAAAGCGAUUUGUCGUCUUCUCCAUACUUGCAAUAGUCCUGCUCUUGGCAGGCUACGCCCUGUUCGCAAUAGGCUACAUCAAUGAAGCUGGCCAACGUCUCUCUGAGAGAGACACGGCACUCAUGAUUGGUCUGGCAAUCGCGUGUACCGUCUGUGUGUCGUUCAACUGGUGGGAAAACUACGCAAGUUGGUUCAACAUCUUGUUCUUCAAGACCAUCGCAGAAGAGGUGAAAAGGACGUCAAACAUCGUAGGGAUUCUCUCGAGCAUCACCCGAAUCGCCGUCACUGGAGCCGUGCUAGGGGCCUACGUCUACCUGUCUGGUCAAGAGUGGGAAUCUGUCCUGUCCAUCUCACAGAAAGACAAAGUCACCGUCUUGAGCCUGUUUGCCAUCCAGUUCAUCUCCUCUGCCCUGUGCCGCUGGUUUGCGGUCGUGGCGUGUAAAAUGCACGCCGUCCGCCGCAGCUUUGUUUACCCCAUGUGGUUCGUCUCGCCGGCAGUGCUGGCAGCGUUCGUGUUGUGCAUCUGGAUCCCGUAUCUCGAAGAGCACGACAACAUCGGCAGCAUCGCCCAAUUGCUAAACCACUCGUUCCCACUCUACUGCAACAUCAGCGUGUCUUUCUACAACUACUCUGACGUGCUCGACCCCUUCCUUCUAAAGGCUCCCGCCUUCGAUCUCAUGCGGGCCGAUAUCACCCACAGCCUCUGCAGGCGGCCUUCCUUCUACGAUGGAGACCUGUUCGGCCAAGGUCUCCUGGCGAGCUCAGUGAUCAGCUGGUGGCUAGGUCUGGUAAUGGGCACCAUGUACAUCAGCUUCAGCCGAACCAAGCGCAUCCAGAGGACGCGCGACCUGUUUGUGCGCAGUCUCUACGAGGCGCUGUUCAUCGACUCCUCGAUGCUCCUCAACACCAGGUUCGACGUGCCCAAGCUCAAGAGGGAUAUGAACAUCAAGGACACGGAGAAGAUGACCAUCUACUUGUGCGCUACCAUGUGGCAUGAAACCACAGAUGAGAUGAUGAAGAUGCUCAUAUCAAUGUUCCGGCUUGACAAAUUUAGGCCCAAGAGAAACAACUUCCAAGAUGUGAGUUUCGAGUCCCACAUUUACUUCGACGAUGCCUUCUUCAAAGAUGGGGAUCAACUAUGUGUAAACGAGUAUGCGGAAAAUCUUGCGGAAGUAGUCAGAGAAGUCUACAUGAUUUUCACUGAUGACGGGACUGGUAUAUUUCGGGAAACCAAACACAUCCCUACUCAGAAGAUAAUCCCAACUCCGUACGGUGGGCGGCUGCAGUACACUCUGCCCCAGGGCAACACGCUGAUCGUUCACUUCAAGGACAAAAACAAAAUCAGGCACAAGAAGAGAUGGUCUCAGAUAAUGUACCUCUACUAUCUACUGGGAUGGAGACUCCACAGGAGAUUCUACCAGAAGUUUCAGGAGAACAGCAUGGCGAGGAUGGCCAUCGAAGAGGAAAUGAAGAAAAUGAAAAAGAACACCUACCUGUUGGCUUUGGAUGGUGACACGGACUUCCAGCCCUCAGCUGUGAUGCUGCUGGUGGAUCGUCUCAGGAUGUACUCGGAGGUGGGGGCUGCCUGUGGGAGGAUCCAUCCUACUGGCACUGGUCCAAUGGUUUGGUACCAGAAGUUUGAGUAUGCGGUGGGCCACUGGCUGCAGAAGACGGCGGAGCACGUGUUUGGCUGUGUGCUCUGCAGCCCCGGCUGCUUCAGUCUUUUCCGAGCCGCCGCACUCAUGGACGACAACGUCAUGAAGAAGUACACCACCACUGCCUCCGAGGCUGGGCACUAUGUGCAGUACGAUCAAGGUGAGGACCGCUGGCUGUGCACUCUGCUGCUGCAGCAGGGCUGGAGGGUGGAGUACAACGCGGCGUCCGACUCCUACACCAACGCGCCGCAGGAGUUCAAGGAGUUCUACAACCAGCGGCGACGCUGGGGGCCCUCCACCAUGGCCAACACGCUGGACCUACUGGGCAGCGGCGAGCUGACGGUGAAGAAGAACAAGUCCAUCUCCACCCUCUUCAUCCUCUACCAGACCCUCACCAUGGGUGCCUCCAUCCUCGGGCCUGCCACCGUCUGCCUGAUGAUCGCAGGAGCCUUCGGGUUUGUCUUCGGCAUGUCCCCUAACUGGGCUCUGACGGCGGCUAUUGUGCCCCCGUCCAUCUACCUGAUCUUAUGCUACAAGCUGAAAUCCAACACCCAAAUCACCAUCGCCGCCAUCAUGAGUAUCUUCUAUGCAUUCCUGAUGACAGCCAGUAUCCUGUCAAUUAUUGGUGACAUGGUGCUAGAGGGCACCUUCAUGACGCCGAGCGGCCUGUUCUUCAUCGGCAUCGUCAGCAUGUACAUCGUGACGGCGCUGCUGCACCCCAGCGAGGGCCACCUCAUCAUCUACGGCCUCCUGUACGUGCUCUGCAUCCCCAGCGGAUACCUGCUGCUCGCCAUCUACUCCAUGGUCAACAUGAACAACGUCUCCUGGGGGACGCGCGAGACGGCCGCCCCCAAGCCAGCAGGGGGCGCCGGCCAGGCCACGCAGACGCGCACCGAGAAGAAUGUCAGGUGCGCCAGGAAGUGCAAGUGCUGCGGCUGGAACUAUGAGUUUGAGAUCAACGAGGACAAGCAAGUGACUGUGGUGGUGCCUAGCAACGCUGCGGCUAACGCUAUUGCUGCUACUGCUGACAAAUGCCAGGAGAAGGAGGAAGAGAUCGAGAGCUGCCAAGAUCCAGAAGAUCCAGACAGCCACUGGAUUUCACAACUGGUGAAAAAGUCUGGAGAACUGAAGCUUGCAACAUCAUAUCUCAGUAAUGAUGAAAUUACGUUUUGGGAGGGCCUUAAGAAGCGUUAUCUGAAACCUCUUGACGAAGACAAAGAACAGAAGAAGAAAAUUGAAGCAGAACUUAAAGACUUAAGAAACAAGGCCACCUUCGUCUUCUUCAUCUGCAACGCGCUCUGGCUGGUGGCCACGUUCUUCCUUCAGGAGAUCGGAGGGGCCGUCAGCAUCCAGAUUCCCAAGCUGUACGCCAAUGGCACCAUAGACCCCAACGGCAAGAUCUUCAUCGAUCCCAUUGGCCUCAUGUUCGUCAUUGGCUUUGCAUUCCUGCUGGUGAUUCAGUUUUUCGCCAUGCUCUGGCACAGACUUCAAACUCUGAUCCACUACAUUGCAUACCAAGACACCGAGUCCACAGUCAUAAAAAACAACUUGAAGAGGUCACAUGAGGCUCUAAACAAAAUGAAUGAAAAGAACAUGAAGCAGUUCCUCUGACAAACCUAUGAAAUGGACAAUCUCAACAACAACAAAAAUGGAAAAAUUAACACAAGAUUGGAAAAUUCACCUGAACCAUCAUUUGACCAAACUACUAAAUCUCACUUUUUCAGUAGGCAACAUUCUUAAUUUUUUAUAUAUUAUUUGGUCACUGCUUUUAACAGAAAAAAAUAUGUGUAACCAUAAUGCUCAUGUCAUGUUCUAUCUUUAAAAUUAUAUAUGUACACCACUGUGUUUCAUGGUUUAUGUUUCCGAAGUGGGCUUUCCAAAUGGACAGUACAGUGUUUAAGUAAAUUAUCUCAGGUACAACAAUGUGACAGCGAUAACUAUGAUGUAGCGAUAACUUCUAUGAUGUAAUUAUCUACUUUUCGAUUUAGAAUUAUUGUCUAAUUUGAUUUUGUUGUUAUUUGAUGUUGUCUUCCUCUCUUCUCAUUGUUGACACGAGACUCGCACUUUAUUGUAAUGCACUAUUUUAUUUAAUUUUUUAAAGGUAUUUUUUUUACAGGCUUUUGUGCCUUUAUUGAUAAGAAAGUGGAGAUUAUGACAGGAAGUGAAUGUUGGGGGAGAUAUGGGGAAGGGUUGGGACAUGACCCAGGCCAGAGUCAAACCUGAGUCCCCAUGGGCAUGCAAGCCCAUAUGAAGGGGGGCUUUGCGCACAGUGCCACAGCACCCCCCUGUAAUGCACUACAUAUAUUUCCAGUUGAAAAGAUAGGCUUUGUAUCAUCCUUUGAUGUUUUCGAUGUUGUAUUAUUAAAGAUAUAAUAAAAU
This is a messenger RNA of Engraulis encrasicolus (European anchovy), 4581 nucleotides long. Its product is annotated as chitin synthase chs-2-like. Bases 4 to 3813 code for a protein of 1269 amino acids. The record is from RefSeq and is a predicted model, not a curated record. Gene Ontology annotation, cellular component: cell septum; cell periphery. The transcript is spliced from 19 exons. NCBI's taxonomy places the organism in Eukaryota, Metazoa, Chordata, Actinopteri, Clupeiformes, Engraulidae. Gene Ontology annotation, molecular function: chitin synthase activity.